UUCUGAACACUGAGUCAUGUCUGACUCGGAGACCAUCGAGCUAGCCGCUCUGGGCCGACCCUUCCAGCUGGGGAUGCUGUAUGACUGUCGUAGAGAUGUCCUCAUUCCAGGUAUCACUCUCUGGGAUUCUGAGAUGCUGAAGAAACACAUCAACGUCUGUCCACAACCGAACACCGACUUCAAAAUCAUUGCUUCAGACUCAAGUGAAGCCAAGUCAGAAGCUUUGAAUGUGUCUGCAUCUCUUGAGGCUAGUUUUCUUGGUGGCUUAGUCAGUGUGAAGGGUUCUGCUGAAUUCCUACAUGACAAAAAGAGACCUCAAAGCGUCAGUCUAGGGUUUCUCUGCAGUACCGUACCACCACUCGCUUCGAGCAGUUGACCAUGGACCACCUGGGGGCAGGAAAUGUGAAACACUGUAAUGUCUUCCAAGAGGGCUCUUCAACCCAUGUGGUGACUGCCCUGCACUACGGAGCCUCGGCCUUCUUCGUUUUUGACCAAGAGGUUUCCUCAGGAGAAAACCACCAGGACAUCCAGGGAAACCUGCAGGCUACAAUAAAAAAGAUUCCUCUCAUAUCAAUAGAAGGGCAGGGAAAUUUGGAGAUGAGUGACGAAGAGAAGAGAGAGGCCAAUAAAUUCAACUGCACCUUCCAUGGUGAUUUUGCACUAGAAAACAACCCUGUCACAUUUGAAGAUGCCAUCAAGGUGUAUGCUGGCCUGCCACAUCUGCUAGGGGAGAACGGAGAACAUGCUGUGCCCAUGACUGUCUGGCUCUAUCCUCUCAAGAACCUGGACUCUGCAGCUGCCCAGCUAGUCAGGCAGAUCAGUGUUAGCCAGGUGCGUCGCGCACAGCGACUCUUAGACGGACUGGACAAUACUGAUGUACAAUGCCAGGACAUGAUGAAAGAAGACAUGGCUAUCAAGUUCCCUGAAUUCAAAGCCAAGCUCAACAAGUUCAGGGACUUGUGCUCAGAGUACAAGCAGGUGUUCCAGAAAGGUCUCUGCAAGGUUCUUCCCAACAUAAGAGGAGGAGGAAUGGAGGAGGAAGAGCUGAUCAAAAUGCUCAACAUCAAAGAACGAUCUCCAUUCCAGAAUGACCUCAUGAUCACGUACCUGGACGACAGAGAGAGAGAGAUGAAUGUUGUCAGCUCUUACCUUGACAUAAUGAAAGAGGUACAAGUUGUGUACUCAAGCAGUGAAUUGGAUGGAAUAGUGCUUGAUCAAGCUAAUGAUUAUGUAGUGUGUUUUGCAUUAUCCUUUUUGAAGGAGAAAGAAGAGUAUCUGGUAGUCCUGGAGAACUACUUGCUGGAAGAAUCUAAGAAUGAUUUUUCACUGAUACCUUACAACCCCAACGCAGCCGGGAAGACUGCGGCAGAAAAGUGGUUUCGCUCGGGGGAGGUAACGACCCUAACCAGGCAAACCAUAAAUCUGUUCCUAGACUUCAAAGAGUCUAACAAAGACAGAGAAAAUCUUGCAUUCUGUAUUGCAUCAAUUCCAAACAAAUUCCUCACCGCUUCCUCCAUCCAUGUCUAUGAAAGAGGGACACUUUUGACUCCACAGUUUGAGCUGCCAUCAAAGCCAGGUGUUCUCACCAUCAAGAGUCUGGAGCAUGACUGUGUACACUUGCAAGUCAACCCUCCCAACCUUGGUGUUACCUCUGUGGAGUCGUACCAGGUUUUGUACCAGGCUGAGCAGGCUGACUGAGUGGACCGAGGUCAAAUCUGAUGCUACUACACAGGUCACCAUCAGUCGUUUGGACCCAUACAAAAAGUACCGCUUUAGCUGCAAGGCGGUGUGUAGACCUGGUGUGAGCCUCUCCAGUGACUGGACAGAAUACGUCAGGACCCGCCCAUGUAGCCCCCCUGGACCACCCGCAGAGAAGAGGAUAGAAUCGGGAAGUAUCAGAGUGAACUGGGACAUUCCUACCAAGGCGGGAGAUGAUGUUGAAGUCAUUGGUUAUGUGGUAGAAUACAGAAAGAGUGUAAAGGCUAUAGACAAUCAGAUGUGGCACACCAUCAAAACCACCACUAGAGAGAGUACACUGGAAGGACUAGAGGCUGACACUGCAUACAGCAUCAGAGUCUAUGCUAACUGUGGCGAAACAGGGAAUAGUCUACCCAGUCCUGAGACUGUACUGACUACCCUUAGGGUCUCUGAUGCCCAACCGAAGACAAGCAAAUCAACAGGAGCAAAAAGUCAGGAAUUCCUCACAAAAUCCCAGAAGGUGGAAAAGGGCAAACCCUCAAUCCACUGGCUGAAUCUGGAACAGAAGUUGAGUGUAAGUGACAGUUUUGACCAGUACACAUUUGGGAGGAAAGUUGAGCAAGGGAAUAACAAGGUGAUAUUGCUUCUGGGGGCCACAGGUGCAGGAAAAACAACUCUGGUCAGUGCCAUGAUAAAUUACAUCCUCGGGGUAAAGUGGGAAGACUGUUACCGCUUUAAGCUCAUCCAUGAGGUGACCAACAGGUCCCAGGCUGAGAGCCAGACUGUGGUUGUGACAUCAUACGAGCUCUACAACCAGCCAGGCUUUCAGAUUCCUUAUUCUGUGACUGUCAUUGACACACCAGGGUUCGGAGACACCAGAGGAAUGGCUCAUGAUAAAUUGCUCAUCCAGAUGUUGAAGGAUUUCUUGUGUAACCCUUUAGGGAUUGAUCACAUUGAUGCUGUCUGCUUUGUAGUGCAGGCAUCACUUGUUCGUCUCAGUCCUUCUCAGAGAUACAUCUUUGAUUCCAUCCUGUCCAUCUUUGGAAAGGAUGUUGCUGAGAACAUCCUGAUGCUUGUGACAUUUGUUGAUGGGAAAGACAAGAAGGGGCUACCAACCCAUUUCAAGUUCAACAGUUCAUUUCUGUUCUCAAAGGAGGCGGAGAGCAGCUCUGAAGAGGAUGAUUCUGAUGAUGAUCAUAAGGCCCAGUGUCCAGAGCAAUGGAGGUCAACUUUCAAGGAGAUGAAUAAAUUUUUCCAAGCACUGGAAAGCAUUGAGAGUAAAGAUGUGACCCUGACAAAGAAAGUUCUGGAAGAACGUGAGCUUCUGGAGAAGACCAUGACACGCCUGACCCCUCAGAUCACAGCAGGUCUGUCAAAGCUAAGUGUGAUCAAAAGCUUCAAACAGUGUCUGGAGAACGAGGAGGAGAACAUGAAACAUAACAAAAACUUUGAGACUGAGGUAAAUGUGUUGCAGGUGAAGAGAAGCAAAUUAUCCCAGGACUUUGCGACAAACUGCAAGAUAUGCAAUUUCACAUGUCACACCUGCUGCUUCCUCCCAAAUGAGGAUGACAUCAAAAGUUGUGCUGUGAUGGAUGAUGAUGGCAACUGUACCAUCUGUCCAGGAAAAUGCACUUCCACUGACCACGACAGGGAACAAGUCUUGUUGACAUAUGAAACAAUGACUGAGAAAAAGACUGUUCAAGGCAUGAAAGACAACUUUAUGAAGGCGUGGGACAAGUCUAUGGAAACCAAGGAGAUGCUGGAUAAGCUUGAGGAUGAGUUUCAUAUGAUCAAGGACGCACUGAUGAAUUUGAUCAAGAAGUCUUCUGACUGUCUCAAGAGACUUAAUGAUGUUGCCCUGAAGCCAAGCUCUCUCUCCACUGUGGAAUACAUUGAGAUACUCAUUCGCACAGAGGGGGACGAACACAAGCCAGGCUUCGAGGAUCGGAUCGUAGAGUUGAAGAAAAUGAAGGGAGAGUUUACGAUUCUGGAUAAGAUUAAAAAAGGAGAAGAUGUACUCCCAAAUGAGCGAAAAUUCCUGAAGGAAAAAUAG
Oncorhynchus mykiss (rainbow trout) is the source of this 3751-nucleotide messenger RNA. NCBI's taxonomy places the organism in Eukaryota, Metazoa, Chordata, Actinopteri, Salmoniformes, Salmonidae. The record is from RefSeq and is a predicted model, not a curated record.